AUGGCAACGAUGAAAGAGAACGAAGUGAAUCUUGGAAAGAGUAGAAUGUCCAUGGCAGAAGGUGAGUUCCAAGUAGCAAGGUGUGUCAAGAGAAGACGAAGAGAGGCUGCUGCAGAAAAUAGUGGUGAUCAUAAUCAUCAGCAGCAGCUGCCACAAGUUGGUGAAAAUUCUACAAUCAACACUACAAAAAGAAGCUCAAAAUUUCGUGGUGUUAGCAGACAUAGAUGGACGGGUCGAUUUGAAGCUCACUUGUGGGACAAGCUCUCUUGGAACAUAACACAAAAGAAGAAAGGAAAGCAAGGGGCUUAUGAUGAGGAAGAAUCUGCUGCCAGAGCAUAUGAUUUAGCUGCACUUAAAUAUUGGGGAACAUCCACUUUCACCAAUUUUCCGAUAUCAGAUUAUGAGAAAGAGGUAGAAAUAAUGCAGACUAUGACCAAAGAGGAGUACUUGGCCACUUUAAGGAGAAAGAGCAGUGGCUUUUCAAGAGGGGUGUCAAAGUAUAGGGGUGUUGCAAGGCACCACCACAAUGGUAGAUGGGAAGCAAGGAUAGGAAGGGUUUUUGGAAACAAAUAUCUCUAUCUUGGCACCUACAGCACCCAAGAGGAAGCUGCACGUGCUUAUGACAUAGCAGCCAUUGAGUACAGAGGGAUUCAUGCUGUAACAAACUUUGAUUUGAGCACUUACAUCAAAUGGUUAAAGCCUGCAGGAACAAGCACCACAGAAACAAAACUUGAAUCACAGGCAGCACUAGAAUCUCAAACAGUUGCAUCCCCAUCUAACUAUGCUCCAAUAGAAGAGUCAAAAUCUUUGACCCUUCACACCAGUUUUUUCAGUCCAGAUACCAUAAAUUCCCCUGUAAAGCAAGAAAACUUUGGAAACAACGCCUACCAAUUCUCGAGCAAUAAGUCAUCUUCUCCCACUGCUCUUGGCCUUCUUCUCCGCUCUUCGUUGUUUAGAGAAUUGGUUGAAAAGAAUUCAAAUGUAGGCGGAGUCAGCGGAGAUGAAGCUGAUGGAGAAGUCACAAAGGAUCAACAGGCACAACUAGCUAGUGAUGAUGAUCUGGGUGGAAUAUUCUAUGAUAGCAUUGGUGAUAUCCCAUUUGUCUGCGAUCCUAAUAGAUACAACUUGGAAUUGGAAGAAAGAGACCUGCACUCAAUAUUUUGA
This is a messenger RNA of Abrus precatorius (Indian licorice), 1164 nucleotides long. RefSeq names its product AP2-like ethylene-responsive transcription factor At1g16060. Gene Ontology annotation, biological process: regulation of DNA-templated transcription. The record is from RefSeq and is a predicted model, not a curated record. Gene Ontology annotation, molecular function: DNA binding; DNA-binding transcription factor activity. The transcript is spliced from 7 exons. Bases 1 to 1164 code for a protein of 387 amino acids. Lineage: Eukaryota; Viridiplantae; Streptophyta; Magnoliopsida; Fabales; Fabaceae.